UCUAGCUUUCUGUCUUUUAGACAGAUGUGACAGUGUCCUUUUAUUGAACGACGACGAAGCAUCGAAAUGAACGUUCUUGUUCUUUUGCCUGACGACCUUGGACGGGCUUUCGUCCCGUCCUUGAUUUGACCCGUGUGUGACGGGCAGUACGCGCACAGACCGAUGUCUACAUCGAGGCUUGCAUUCAGGAUGAGCAUCUGCAUCGUUUCCUUCUUAACCAGCUUGACGCUGCUGCUGACCCACAUCAACGCCAGCAGGAGUGCGCGAAGAAGUACGAGCGCGACAACUUUACCUGGGAGAAGAUGAAAAUGGUGGAGGAGUAUCUCCAAAACUCUCAGAAUUUCAGCCACGUGAUGAUUCUGGACGCUGACGCGGCGCUGGUGCGGGACCAUGACAUCUUGGGGAAGAUGGCGGCAGAGCUGCACGCUCAGCACCGAGACGUGUUCUUCACCAACGAAGAUUGGCUUUUGGGUGGCGCGACGAGGCUCAAUACUGGCGUCUUUCUGGCCAGAAACACCCAAUGGUCCAAGGAUCUCUUCAGCGACACCUUCGAGGCGCACCAACGCGGGCCGGACACACUGAAGUCCUGGCGCAUCGGCGUCAAGGACCUCCAGUGCACCAGCAACGAGCAAAUCUGUUUGAACGACGUCCUCGCCGCUCAGAACUUGUCUGCCCACGUGAUCCUUGCGAGUGGUAUCUCCUACAACCGGGGCGGCUGCACCGUGGAGCACUGCGGGGAGGGUGUGAGCGAUGAGUCCAUGCAGGAAAAGGGCCUCCAGGACGAGCGCCUCGAGGUGUUGCACUUCAUGGGUGAUCACACCUUGGCGGACAAGGUCCUUUGCGAUGGGCCCAGAGACCUGACCGGUGAAGGCCCCAAGGGCUAUGGCUGCAGUGUCGCUGGCUCCUUGUAGGACUCGCCCCGGUCACUCUAAAUCAUUAGGAGUGCUCGCGUAGUGUGUUUUCCUCCGGAGGCAUGUGAACAAAGCAAGGGCACUGGGUCCUUUGGGUCCGGGAAUGAACACCGCCAACAUGGCUGCAUAACACGGCCAUAGGGAUGCUGGCGUGUGCUUCGCACUACGAGUGGCCGACGUGUUCCACAUGUUCCACC
This is a messenger RNA of Effrenium voratum, 1108 nucleotides long. Lineage: Eukaryota; Dinophyceae; Suessiales; Symbiodiniaceae. The record is from the annotation of a GenBank genome assembly.